UGGAGAUUAUGAUACAACAAAACAAAUAACCCACUGAAAAGGUACUUAUCUAGUGUAAAAUUAUUAUUAAGAUAUGUCCAGUUCAUAGAUUAUACACUUAAUAUUAUAUGAGUCCAGUUUGUAAGCGGCAAGGAACACACUACUACAAGAGUUAGUUCAUUUAAUUGAACAGUUUUUCAGGCGGAAACUUGUCAGUUCUGUAAAGGGCAUCGGACAAAGAAGUUCAGUUUUAUCAAGCGGAAACAGUGCAAGGAAAAUGGCGGCCGUCACUGCUCCGAACGCACAAAAAAUGCAUUUCACGAAGACCGAAGGGGAAUACAAUAUGAAAUCUAUCCGGUUUUUACUCCUAAUGAUUACUACUAUGUUUAUUAUAAUAUCCGGUUUGAUGGUAGUGAUGGGAAUAUCAGUCUACUCUCACUACCAUAGUUUUUCGUUUUUCUACGAAAGCGCCAAGACUGGAAGGUUCUUAACUCCAUCAGUGCUGUGCAUUUUCUUGGGUCUUGCAAUGUUCAUAGUUUCCUUCUUUGGAUUCUUCGGUAGUUUGAAACAGAGUACUUGCAUGGUUAACUUGUACGCUUUCGUUCUCGCUUUGAUCCUGCUAAUAAAACUGACCAUUGUGAUUCUCGCUUUCACGAUGGACUCGAAUCUAAUCAUGAAGUACGUGGACAUCCCGGUGUGGGACUACGUAAACGAUCCCGAGAUUAGUGACGAAAUUGACAGCCUACAGACUUCGCUCGGCUGCUGCGGAAGCAAUUCCUAUAUGGACUAUGUGGGAAUGGAAUUCACAGAGAAACACUCUACUGUCGUUGUGUCUAAAGAGGUUGACGGGGAUCUAGUUACGUUGGUGAUCCCCAGUAGUUGCUGCGUCAGCAACGGCGAUGCUUUCUGCACGAGGAUGUACUCGACCAGUUGCAAAACUGCAUUGGUCAAUUUAUUGGCGCAAAAUGCAAUCGUGAUCGGUGUACUUGGCGUCUCGGUGAUGUUUAUUCAGUUACUGGGCAUCGUAUUCGCUCUACUUUUGGCACGUUGCAUUCGUAAAAUGAAAAGCGAGAGGGCGCUGAUGGCUUGGAAAAUUCGAGAACAAAUGAUAAUGGCGCGAGCGGCAGAAGAAUCAGCGAAAGAUAAUACAUUAAACAUCGGACACAAUGAAAUUAGUGUAGCAUAAAUAUAUUAUUGAUGUUACGCUGUGGAAUUAUUGAAGUUAGAUGUUAUUUAAGAUUAUUCUGUUCAUCACUAAUUACGUAGGUAUAUACCUACCUAUCUAUCGUACAUAUAUCGCAGUGCAAAGUACCUAUUGAUCUAAAGACAAUAUUAUGAUGAUAAUAUUAUUUGCUUUGUCAUUUGUGUUAUUAAAUUGAGAUCAUACCUUGAUCUGAUCUAAAGAGAACAUUUUAAAACAGAACUGAACUUACUUAACUGGA
Messenger RNA from Bombyx mandarina (wild silkworm), 1421 nucleotides. Its product is annotated as 23 kDa integral membrane protein-like. The record is from RefSeq and is a predicted model, not a curated record. NCBI's taxonomy places the organism in Eukaryota, Metazoa, Arthropoda, Insecta, Lepidoptera, Bombycidae.